AUGAGCGUCCCAACUGCAGCAAUCAUAGACCAGCUACCAUUCGAGAUUCUCACAGAGAUUGUUGUUACACUAGUAUUUGAAGGCUUCCGCAAGCUGGCAAUUCGAACUCCAUGCUUCUGCACUGCUAUGGUUAUCUUCCCUUUCAAAGUCGAGCAAGGCCGAAUUUACGAGUGGGCGGAUUCGUCCGAGGGCACCAGAUUCUACGACUUCGAGAAGCUUCUCUAUCAUAGCCUCGACGAGAUUUCUAGCAACUACCGAUAUGAUUUUCAACAGUAUUUAGGCGGUGGAACGACCGAAAACAGGCGAACCGUAUGCGAACAAAUAGUCAUUUCGAUCGGUCGCGUCGUUCGCCAAGGGUGCCAUCCCAAGAUCCGUGAUUUCCUUGAUACUGUUACCAAGGAGGGUUCGUUUUCGCUGGCUGCAACCCCGCUGGUGCCUUUCCGGACCAUUGACACAGCUGUUGCGACUGAGCAGUUGACCUCCGCAACAGAGAUUCUAGAAAACAUCCUCAAGGCGUCCAAGGCCUGGCUUAACCGCCCCUUUUUUACGGCGGAAGACACACCGGCCGAGAGUGGUCCUGUCUUCUAUAACUCAGAAGUCCAGACCACUCUUAUUGACGUCUGGAAGCUUGCACUCCCUCCCGUCAAGACGUUGAUCCGCUUACGAAAGAUCUGA
This is a messenger RNA of Sodiomyces alkalinus F11, 675 nucleotides long. RefSeq lists its product as hypothetical. Bases 1 to 675 code for a protein of 224 amino acids. The transcript is spliced from 7 exons. Lineage: Eukaryota; Fungi; Ascomycota; Sordariomycetes; Glomerellales; Plectosphaerellaceae. The record is from RefSeq and is a predicted model, not a curated record.